AUGGAUCAAACGAGAUGCCUAGUACCUCCGGUACCGGCACCAAAACUUAAUAUACCACGCUCUCCAUCGACCGUGGAAGUAUCUAUCAUCGAUAGCACCACACGGAUCUCCAUCCCCUUCACGACCCUUAUCCGACCUCCUGUCCAAGACCUCCCCGACCUGAAGUGCCCGUCCUACGUCUUCCUCAUCCACCACCGGCCGUCCAACCAGCGACUGGUCUUCGACCUCGGCGUCCGCAAAGAUUGGAAGAACUUCGCCCCGGCGCUGGUCCGCCGAAUCACGCAGAACGGGUGGGGAGUCUCGGUCCAGAAGAAUAUCUCGGAGAUCCUCACGGAGAAUGGCGUGGAUCUGUCCUCAAUCAACGCCGUCAUCUGGAGUCACCAGCAUUGGGACCACAUCGGUGACCCGUCCACGUUCCCGGCGUCGACAGCAUUGAUCGUCGGCCCCGGAUUCAAAGAUGCCUUCGCUCCUGGCUAUCCCGCCAACCCGCGGGGAGUGAUCCGCGAAUCCGACUACGAAGGUCGGGAGUUCCGCGAGGUGUCGUUCCCGUCGGACGACUCCCCGGAUCUGCUUCGCAUCGGCCGUUUCAAGGCCAUCGACUACUUCCAGGACGGGAGCUUCUACCUUCUGGACGCACCAGGUCAUACCAUUGGGCACUUAUGCGCGCUGGCCCGCGUCACGGAUGGGGACAGGCAAGGAUUCGUCCUGAUGGGUGCCGACGCGGCGCAUCAUGCGGGCGAGUUCCGUCCGUCCCCGUACCUUCCGCUGCCGAAGGACAUUUCGCCGAAUCCGCUUGAAGGGAUCAGCAACUCGAGGUUCGCGACCGGUCAUGUGUGUCCUGGGGAGAUUUUCCUGCACGGGGACGGCGAGGAUGGGGGGCCGAAGAGGGCGGAUCAUCGCUUCUUGGCCCCGGCGAAGGGUCUGAGUGUGGAUGGGGAGAAGGCUAGUUGGACGAUCGAGGGGUUGGAGGAGUUCGAUGCGUCGGACGAGGUGCUCGUGGUGCUGGCGCACGACUCGACCGUUCAGGGGAUGCUGAAUUUCUUUCCAAAGGGGAUCGAGGGGCAGAUGCGACAAGAUGUGAAGAAUAAGGUCCGAUGGAGAUGGUUGGCUGACUUUGCUUCGGAGACGGGAGGGACAAAGGGGGAGCGGUUGUGA
Eremomyces bilateralis CBS 781.70 is the source of this 1155-nucleotide messenger RNA. RefSeq names its product metallo-beta-lactamase superfamily protein. The coding region runs from base 1 to 1155 and encodes 384 amino acids. Lineage: Eukaryota; Fungi; Ascomycota; Dothideomycetes; Eremomycetales; Eremomycetaceae. The record is from RefSeq and is a predicted model, not a curated record. The transcript has 2 exons.